This is a messenger RNA of Cydia splendana, 3950 nucleotides long. RefSeq names its product calcium-binding protein E63-1 (gene Eip63F-1). Bases 129 to 794 code for a protein of 221 amino acids. NCBI's taxonomy places the organism in Eukaryota, Metazoa, Arthropoda, Insecta, Lepidoptera, Tortricidae. Gene Ontology annotation, molecular function: enzyme regulator activity; calcium ion binding. The record is from RefSeq and is a predicted model, not a curated record. The transcript has 8 exons.
UGGUGCGUAGCUGGCAUCGGUGGCAGCCCUAGGCGGACGGGCGGCCGCGCGGCAGCGGCAGCGGACCGCCUGCCGGCAGUGCUCCGCAGAGAGCCGACCGCGCGCGCUAGCGCCGCUCCCGCGCUGCCAUGGACCGCGCCGGCGGUUCCACGCCGCCCCAGUCUCCCCCGCCCGCGCACUCCGGCUUCGGCGCUUUCUGCAGCGCCAUCUCUGAUACUAUCACGGGCAUGGCGACUACGUCAAGAACUAGAAGAAAGACGGAAGAUGAGAAGAAGAGUAAGAAAAGACAAUCGCCGGUCGACGAGCGGCCUGUGGUUCCCGCGCCGAGCGAAGCCAUGCUCAACAAUCUCCGCACAGCGUUCGGGCUGCUGGACCGCGACAGCGACGGGCACGUGACGCCCGAGGAGCUGCAGUUCAUGCUGCGGAACCUCGGCAUCGAGGUCAGCGACGACCUCAUCGGGGACCUCAUCAAGGACGCCAGUCGGACGGGUAACGGCCUAAUAGAUGAGAACGACUUUAUGCAGUGGGUGACAAAGAUUCAGGCGUUGCAAGGGAUGGACGUGGGUAACAGUGGCGGUGAUUCCGAAGAGGAAAUCACGAGGGACCUGCUCGCUGCUUUUAAAGUGUUCGACCGCGACAACAACGGCUACAUAACGCGAGACGAGCUACGGAGCGCGCUCGAGAUCAUCGGCGAGCCGGUCACGGACGCGCAGCUCAACCAGGUGCUCGCGCUCGGAGACAUCGACCACGACGGCCGGAUCGACUACGAGGAAUUCGUGAAAAUGCUGUUGUAACUUCGUGGAAGGAAGACCUCACUAGAGAUUAUGGUAGAAUAUAAAGACAGCGUCUACGCAAGCGGCGCUACUCGCUUCGUGCGUGUCGGGGCAGUUCCCAUUUGUUAUAAACAAGUAACGAUAGGUAACUGCAGUCCUAUUGGUGUAGUUAGCAACAAGAUAUAGCCAAGCGGAAUAAAAUCACAAAAUAUUCAUUUUUACACAGGUUAUUUAAACAACUUGUUCGCGAUUUUGCUGCUAACUUUUACUGCCAUAGGAUUCGGAUUAUUUGUCUCUUGACACGCGGCAUAUUACAUCUAGUGUAGAAGUACUUACAUGUACGAAACCUAUUCGACAAAUGGGAUUUACCCUGACUUUAGAAUUAAUGUGAAGACAUAAAAGGUUGCUCGAAAAAUCUUCCAUAAAUAUACUAUGCCUAUUUAUAUUAUAUAAUUUAUAUAUAGAGCUAUAUUUAUCGAGGAUUUUGUUACCUAUAAUAAAAAUAUUGAGAUGUGGUACCGCUAAAUAAUUGAACUAUUACCUACGUUAGACCAUUUUGUAAAGAAAAAUAGAAGUAUUACAAAGGUUUAGUAACUGUUGAGAAAGUUGUAAAUAGAUUUUAUAAUAUAAACAAAUGAAGUUAUAAACAAUAUACCGGGUGUGGCCUAUAAUAACGUUGAUAUAAUAUACAUACAUAUAAUUAUGUACUUAUGGCGUAAUAUAUAUUGCAUUCUUAUUUAGAUUUGAGAGUCCGUACUUGUAAGCGUGGGUACGGAAUAAAUAUUUUAUGGUUGUGAAUGAUUUGUAAGCUCUAUCGGAUGGGUUAGUAAUUUGCAAAAAAAACAGGACUAAGUAUACAAUAUAACAACGAAUAUUUUCAUUUAUAUUACAAAAAAAACAACAAAAGAUUACUACAUAUAUUGCUUUUGGUUUCCAAUUUAGCAAGUGUUCAAUAUAUGUUACUGGACUACUCGCAUUAGACCUUCCUACCGUAAGGUGAUUCAGGUUACAUCUGUGUUUCAAGCCUAAUAGAGACGCAUGAAUGAAAUCUGAAAGACUCAUGGAAAAACUAUUACCGCCCUACCUUCACCUAAACUUGAAAUAUUGUUAAUUCUGGACCCUUAAAAAAUCUUAUUAAGAAGUAAGUCAAAUACGCAACAUUACACAAAGUACAAUAAUAAAAAUCGUCCAUUUAAAUUAUUUUUAGUACUUAAACGGAUAAAUUUUCUUUGCAAUCAGCAGCAGAUAUUGCGAACGAAGGACGUAGUUAGGUACCUAAAGCCAUAAAGGGCUCUUUUUUUAAUGCAAUAGUCUUUUGGAUGGCAUUGAGCAACUAUAACAUCAGAUUCUAUAAAAGGGACUAAAAAAUUGCAACGUGCCUACGUUUAGUCUUUCUAUUAUAAUAAAAAUGCAUGUUUGCGAGUUUUGGUAUAAAUUAAAUAGGUAAAGGGCAAAGGCCAUUGACGUAUGUCAGGACGGGCCUUACGGGCACUAAAAAUGGUACUAGUUCAGCGGUGUCACCGACCAAUUCGAGCCAAUCGUGAGGUUUAACGCAACUACAUAGUUGCCACUAAUCGCGCGCGUGAUGCGAACUCAUCAACCAAUCGCGUUGUAGCGGUGUCACACCGCUGUACUGGCCCCAUUCAUGCCCCAUUCUUAUUGCCCGUAAGGCCAGUCCUGAGAUUCUGAUAUAGGACAAUGGCAAAGGCAAUUUUCUGCUGCUUAAUGUAGGUAAUAUAGUCACAAAGACAAAAUAUACAAUACUCAGCGAUAUAUUAUGUACUCAACAAUAUACACGUAUAUUUUGAUUAAAGACAUUGAUCAUAAGUCUAUUAUUUAGAUUUAGGCUGUUGCAAUUUCUAAAAGGUACGUACGUUACGUAUACCAUUGGGGGUCAUCCAUUAAUUACGUCACACGAAUUUCUAGGUUUUUUGACCCCUCCCCCCCUCCUUGUCACACUUGGUCACAUUUGGCAAACCCCUCCCCCCUAGUGUGACGUCACAUUUUUUCUACGAAAUCGCCAAAUCGAAUUAAGUAAGUACCUAAGUAUUAUUAAUAUUUUAUCAAAAUAUUUUUGACGAUAUAAAUAUUAGUAAUUUUAUAACCCAAAACUGCUUAGGAAAGAAAAUUAUACGAAUAAAAACGAUUAUCGUUUUAAAAACUUGUUAUUUAAAUGUACAGCGAAUAAAAUAAUUUAAAUAAAUUUUCGGUUACUGAUGAAUUUAAAGUGACGUCACAAAGUUUGUGUCUCCCCCCUCCCCCAUGUCACAAUAUGUCACAUUUUCUUGACCCCCUCCCUCCCCCUAAACGUGUGAUGUAAUUAAUGGAUGACCCCUUGUAUCUAUGUAAAAAAAAUGAAUAUAGUUAUAUAUAACGUUUUGAAAACAUUGUUAAAUAUUCUCUAGUCAGAUCGCUGUUUCAAUUGUAGAAAUAUUUUGUUACCUAUUAAAUAUGAGUGAAUUGCAAAAAAAUUAUACCUACGUAAUUAAGCGCAGUUAAGAAGCUGUGAUUAGUCUUAACUUAAUUGAUUCACUUGUGUUACGUAAAUUAACUAUGUAAAUUGUAUUGUAUUUAUUGUACUUAAUUCGUACACAUAUAAGUCUAUAGCAUACGCUUAAUACACUUUCAUGGAUAUAACUUAAAUAGAAAUGGCUUAAUUGUGGUAACACAAUGGAAUCAAUUAACUUUAGACUAAUUACAGGUGCUUAACUAUGUAAAAUUUUUUUGCAAUUCACUCAUAUUUAUUAUCUUUAUAUAUGUAUGUGAACAAUGAUAACUGGGUGCGCAGCCAAAGUGCAAUCGUUAACGCUUCGUAGCGAACGAAACGUAACUGUUACAGUCCCACUAGUGGGGAAGAGUGAUAGACAGAGAUGACUACGAUUCGCUACGGAGCGUUAACGAUUGGCACGUUGGCUACGCGCCCUGAACUUUAGUUAAGCUAAUAGAAAAGCGAAAACUUCGCUAGUUCAGUUUUCAACCAAAACUUACAUUACAUAAAUGCUACAAUAAAAUUUUACUAAAAGAACUUAGGUUAUUAACUGGAUUACGGGUACCACACGAGUUGGUAUGCCUAACACAACAGCAAAUAUCCCAAGCAUGUUAGAUUUAAGCCUUUCUGAAAGGCGUGUGAUGUGGAAUGAGUGAUCAAUAAAUUUUGGAUUUGUUAUUUUAUUUUUA